Messenger RNA from Onychostruthus taczanowskii (white-rumped snowfinch), 918 nucleotides. Its product is annotated as beta-1,3-galactosyltransferase 2-like. Gene Ontology annotation, molecular function: N-acetyl-beta-D-glucosaminide beta-(1,3)-galactosyltransferase activity. Gene Ontology annotation, cellular component: membrane. The transcript is spliced from 2 exons. Lineage: Eukaryota; Metazoa; Chordata; Aves; Passeriformes; Passeridae. Bases 1 to 918 code for a protein of 305 amino acids. The record is from RefSeq and is a predicted model, not a curated record.
AUGUCGCAGCACCAUCUGCAGGCCCAGCAGAGACUGAGGCACGGGAAAGAAAACAGAGAACUACCACCUGAAAAUGAGCAAUCUGGAAACAAAGCCACCCCCACUCCAACACAGUCAUCUGCAUUCAUUAUUAAUGAAGCAGAGAAGUGUAAAGACAGAACACCUUUCUUGGUGUUGCUGAUAUCAACAACAGCAGCAGAAGUCCAGCGCAGAAGCGCCAUCCGGAAGAGCUGGGGGAGCGAAGCCGCGGUUCCAGGCGCUGACAUUGUUCGGCUGUUCAUGCUUGGCAGCGAGACCGAGGGGGCCAGUGGGGACGUUCUGCUGAGGGAAAGCCAGCAGUAUCACGACAUUAUCCAACAGGGCUUCCUGGACACUUACAACAACUUAACUCUUAAAACUCUGAUGGGCAUGAGCUGGGUGGCGUCCUACUGCAGUGGCGCGAGGUUUGCUAUGAAGACAGACACUGAUGUUUUUGUCAACACGAUGUACCUGAUUGAAAAGCUCCUCAGGCCUCUCCCGCCUCCCACACAGAAUUAUUUCACUGGCCAUUUAAUGACAGGGCACAGCCCUAUUCGGAAUAAAGCCAGUAAGUGGUACAUAUCAGAAGAAGAAUUCCCAGAUAACAGAUACCACCCUUUCUGUUCAGGAACUGGCUAUGUCUUUUCUGGAGACCUGGCUGCAAAAAUUGUAGAUGCUUCUAAAAUGAUUAAAUUUAUACAUUUGGAAGAUGUUUACGUAGGGUUUUGUCUUAAUGCAAAGGGUGUAGAAAUAGUACCACCUCCUUAUGCAGUGUUUAACAUACACAAGGUCCCAUUUUCUCCUUGUGCGUACAGUAAAUUAAUUACAUCUCAUCACAUUGAGCCACAUGAGCACAUACUUUAUUGGGAAGCACUGCAAGAGAACAAAGACAAAUGUUAG